This is a messenger RNA of Prosopis cineraria, 365 nucleotides long. Its product is annotated as cell division control protein 2 homolog. Lineage: Eukaryota; Viridiplantae; Streptophyta; Magnoliopsida; Fabales; Fabaceae. Gene Ontology annotation, biological process: protein phosphorylation. The transcript is spliced from 4 exons. Gene Ontology annotation, cellular component: nucleus. The annotation marks the transcript as partial. Gene Ontology annotation, molecular function: ATP binding; cyclin-dependent protein serine/threonine kinase activity. The record is from RefSeq and is a predicted model, not a curated record.
AUGACGUUCAAUAUGGAGAUCAAGCUAGCCGACAUCGGUUUCGCCGGUUCAUUUGGAGAUCCUUGGACAACUUAUCCUUGUCCUGAACUACCGUUAGAUCACGUCGAUAUUCAAAGGCAGCUGAUAUGUGGGUCUGUUGGUUGUAUAUUUGGAGAGAUGAUAACUGGGAAACCUGUAUUCCAGGGAAAAACUCAAAUGGACCAAUUGAAGUCAAUUUUUCGCCUGUUAGGUACCCGAACUGAGGAAUCCUGGCCUAGAGUGACUGAUGAGUAUGCAAAAAUGCUUUGCCUGGAUCCGCGCAAAAGAAUUUCAGCUGCUAAUGCUCUUCAACAUGAUUACUUCAAAGAUUUCAAUCAGAGAGGAAG